AUGGAAUCAGGAAACCCCUCUCAGGAUUCAAAUUCUACACAGAAAAUAGAAGGAACUGCAUUCAGGCAUACUGCACCAGGAAGUGCCAAGAAGAUUGAAUUGAAGAGCCAAAAAACAGAGAAUUCAGUACCUCCAAAACAGCAAAAAAUGAUGGAAACUGUCAUUGUGCCAAAAACACAGGGAAAGGAGCUGAUGUAUGUUGCAGAUGAAAAGAUCAUCCAAAAGGCUAGCUCUGAGGUGGCUACGAAAAAUGGAAAAACACUAUGGAGGGAGUUGAAUGAAAUAAAAGCAUCCAAAGGAUUAGAGAAGGGCACCCUCAAAGUAGAGAAGCAGCAGAGUAAUGCAGAUAAAACGAACCUCAAUAGAGAAAGUGGAAAGGAUGCUCAGGCCAAUGGAAGAAAACAGGUUGAGGCAACUAACAGAGAAAAGAAGGUCACAGUAAAGGGAAGAACCAAUGAUUUGCUUCUAAAUAACAUGCUAUCCCAGCUGGAACAGGCUCACGAAAGAUCAGAAGUUGACUCUUCAUUGCAGGAAGAAAAAGAAGGCAAUGGAAAUCUUAUCCAAUCAGUAAAGAAACACACAAACAAGAAGGAUGCAACUAAUCAAAAGAAGUCCCAGAAUCACCUUGGAAUUCAAAAGCCUUAUGCGCUCUUAAAAUAUCGGCCACAAGAAGAACAACAGCACAGAGAAAAGCAGCUCCAGCAUCGUGAAAAGCAUAUCUUAGAGGCAAGACUACAAAAAGGGGGCGAAGCAGCUUUGAAAAAUUCAUCAAAACCCUCACAUGACCUGACCAAUUCCCCGAAGAAGCAAGGUUUCCGAGAUGGCAACUACAAUGAUCUAAAUCAUGACGAAACUUCCAUCGAGUUCAGUGCGAAAGUGAAACAAGUGAACAAUAGGAAGCCAGGUCAAAUUACCUCUCCAAGAAACCAACAAUGUGAACCAGUUACAGGAAAGAAUGGCGUCACAACAAUGACGGAUCAAAAAAGUGUUCAUAAACUAACGAACGAGAAGGAAGCCAAGCAAGAAAGGGUCAGCAUUUUGAAAGAAGCAGAUGCACGCAUCAUUAGCUCCAACGACUUAAUUUCUAUCAUUGAACCAUUGGAUGUGAUACAACAACCACAUCCAGAAGCAGAACUCUCUCCUACAUUGUACGCUUCUCAUGGUGGGAAAGUUCAAAGCCUACAAGAAUCAGUAGAUUUGGUUCCCAUAAUUUGGUAA
This is a messenger RNA of Prosopis cineraria, 1218 nucleotides long. RefSeq lists its product as uncharacterized. The record is from RefSeq and is a predicted model, not a curated record. The coding region runs from base 1 to 1218 and encodes 405 amino acids. The transcript has 2 exons. Lineage: Eukaryota; Viridiplantae; Streptophyta; Magnoliopsida; Fabales; Fabaceae.